GCACACGAGCCGCCCUCUCGCCGUGAGAGCGCCGGGGCUUCCUCCUCUGAGAAGGUAACUCGCCCAGUGAGCAGACAGGUCACUGUGGUUGCGUCGGAGGAAAGUCUGGGAGCGCAGCUGCCGGGCUCCUGGGCUCUGGCCUCCGGCCUCUUCCAGGCAGCAGGCGGUUAACUGGUUAACUCCUCCGAAGCUACUUGAGCUUGACUUCAGGAACUGGGUGGUGGCUGUGACGCCUGUGGCACCGGAGGAGGCCCAUUGGUCCGGGUUCAGGAAGCAGCUCUGAGCUGUCCUGGCCCCGCAGCCCCCAGGUGCUCGCCGCCCCGCCCGGCCCGGCCCGCAGCCCAGGGGAGCCCCGCGCCCCACUUGGCCUCCGCAGGACAAAGCCUCGCGGCCCUCGGGGCCCUGCUGUGGUGGAGAAAGAUGGUCCUGAAGACGGAAGAGGAGGAGGUUCCCAGUGACCUGACCGCAGAGGAGCGCCAGGAGCUGGACAACAUCCGGCGGAGGAAGCAGGAGCUGCUGGCUGACAUUCAGAGGCUGAAGGAUGAGAUAGCAGAGGUGGCUAAUGAGAUUGAAAACCUGGGAUCCACAGAAGAAAGGAAGAACAUGCAGAGGAACAAGCAGGUCGCCAUGGGCAGAAAGAAGUUUAACAUGGACCCGAAAAAGGGGAUCCAGUUCUUAAUAGAGAACGACCUGCUGAAGAACACCUGUGAAGACAUCGCCCAGUUCCUGUAUAAAGGGGAAGGGCUCAACAAGACCGCCAUUGGUGACUACCUGGGCGAGAGAGACGAGUUUAACAUCCAGGUUCUUCAUGCAUUUGUGGAGUUACACGAGUUCACUGACCUUAACCUUGUCCAGGCGUUACGGCAGUUCCUGUGGAGCUUCCGGCUGCCAGGAGAGGCCCAGAAGAUCGACCGGAUGAUGGAGGCGUUCGCCCAGCGGUACUGCCAGUGCAACAGUGGCGUGUUCCAGUGCACAGACACUUGUUACGUCCUCUCAUUUGCCAUCAUCAUGUUGAACACCAGCCUGCACAACCCCAACGUCAAAGACAAGCCCACCGUGGAGAGGUUCAUCGCCAUGAAUCGCGGCAUCAACGACGGAGGAGACCUGCCCGAGGAGCUGCUCCGGAAUCUGUACGAGAGCAUAAAAAACGAACCCUUUAAAAUCCCAGAAGACGACGGGAAUGACCUCACCCACACUUUCUUCAAUCCAGACCGAGAAGGCUGGCUGUUGAAACUCGGUGGCAGGGUCAAGACGUGGAAGAGGCGCUGGUUUAUUCUGACCGACAACUGCCUUUACUACUUUGAAUACACGACGGAUAAGGAGCCCCGGGGGAUUAUCCCGUUAGAGAAUCUGAGUAUCCGGGAGGUGGAAGACUCCAAAAAACCAAACUGCUUCGAGCUUUACAUCCCCGACAACAAAGACCAGGUGAUCAAGGCCUGUAAGACGGAGGCUGACGGGCGGGUGGUGGAGGGGAACCACACCGUGUACCGCAUCUCCGCCCCGACGCCGGAAGAGAAGGAAGAGUGGAUUAAAUGCAUCAAAGCGGCCAUCAGCAGGGACCCUUUCUAUGAGAUGCUGGCGGCGCGGAAGAAGAAGGUGUCCUCCACGAAAAGACACUGAGUCUGCACCGCGAGCGGCCCCGGCGUGUGAGGCGUGCGAGGCCCUGGGCUCUCUCUCCCGCCCCCCACGGCCGGGGGCGGCUGCCGAGCAGGGGUGUCACCGCAGGGCGUCACCCCAAAUCCCUAGAGACUGGCCUCAGCGCUCGCUACGUGUCUUCGAGUGGGAGGAGGGAGGCGUGGCCCUGGGGCCAGGACCGCACGUGUGUCCAGCGCCAGAGCCCCGUGGGCACAGCGGCCUCCUCGCAGGCCUCCCGUGCAGCAGGUCUCAUAGCAGAGCUCGAAGCCAACUGUUUACCUCUUGGUUAUUCCCCUGUGAAGAAGCCUUCAACCCUGCACCGUAAAUACACGUAUCGAUAUAUUAUUAUAUGUUAGAAAAAACAGUGGAACGGAAGAGAAGCCACGUAUUAUAAAGAUAUAUUUUUGUUUUUUAAAAGAAAGAAAAAGAUAAAGUAGAGCCGUUCCGCGGCGUUCGGCCCAGUGUGGCGUGGGGGCCUCUCCUGGGGCGGCGGGUCCCCAAGUGCGGCUGGGGGCAGGCGCUGGCACCGCGAGGGCGACGACCCGGCCAGGACCCCGGGCCCCGUGGCCUGCGUCUUCGGUCUAAGUGCUAGGGGCCGCCGGGGGAGGAGAGGGUCCCGGCCACUCGUCUUCUCUCUCCGAAUCCUUCCUGUUGGGCUUUAAGAUGCAAGGUCAGCGUUUUCCCUUGAGCUAAAUACCAGGAACCAGAACCGUGAGGAAGGGAACCCCAGCGAGGGUCCGGGCUGACCUGCUUCCCACCUGGUGGCCCCCCCCCCGCGCCGCCCCGAGCCUCCGUCCCGUCCUCGUUUUAGAGGAAGGGGGUCUCACCCGAUCACCUUAUGUCUUCGGCUUUCUCUGCCUCAAAACCGGCCCUGCCCUGGGCCACCCCAGGCGCAAUUGGGGGAGGGGGUAGAGGGAAAGGGGCCGGGGCAGGCGGGGGGUGACAGGCUGGCCUCAUGUCCUUUUCUCCCCUAAACCCGAGUCGGCCGCGCGCCUCCUGAGCUGCGUGUAAAGGAGCCACGGAAGGCAGGUGUCCUGCCGUUCUCUCAGGGACCCUCGGGGCCGCUCCCGCCGCUCGUCAUCCCCGCGCCCCCCACGCGGCCGGGGACCGGGCCCGCACACGCUGCCUCGCGGGAGAGGGCGAGGCGCUGGCAGCCGCCUCGGGCUGCGCCACCCAGCUCUGCCGGCGCCGUGAGGACAGGCUGGCAUCUCUGGAAAUCGCUUCUGUUAAAGGGCAUGAAGGGGUUGCCAGGGGGGACUCUCUGGGGACCCCCGCUGCACACAGGUCCUACCCGGGCUCGUGAAGGCAGCGGCUGGGUGUCCAAGUACUGCGGAGAGGCACCCGCGUCAGUAUUCGUCUAUUUAUCAGAGGUGUAAAUAAUCCAUGUAUAGUUUUUCUCCUUUUAGAUUAUUUUGUAUUUGUUUAAAAAAAAAAAGGUUUUGUCAGAAUAUAAAAUAUAAAGAAA
Messenger RNA from Hyaena hyaena (striped hyena), 3100 nucleotides. RefSeq names its product cytohesin 1 (gene CYTH1). Bases 421 to 1620 code for a protein of 399 amino acids. The record is from RefSeq and is a predicted model, not a curated record. The transcript has 13 exons. NCBI's taxonomy places the organism in Eukaryota, Metazoa, Chordata, Mammalia, Carnivora, Hyaenidae. Gene Ontology annotation, molecular function: guanyl-nucleotide exchange factor activity. Gene Ontology annotation, biological process: regulation of ARF protein signal transduction.